GCGGGGCUCCAGGGGCGGCGGCGGUGCCGGUGCCGCUCGGGCCGCCAUGGCGCUCCGCUCCUAAAGCCGUCAGCAGCCCCGGCGCGGCCGCCCCGUCGAAGUUUUUUCGGUGGGGAGGAAGAGGAGGAGAGGAGGAAAAGGAGGAGGCGGUGCGGCCGCAUGCCCGCCGCGGGCCCGCGCUCGGCGCGCUCAGGUCCCUCUAGCACGUCAUGAUGGUGGAAUCCGCCUCGGAGACGAUCCGCUCCGCUCCAUCUGGCCAGAACGGGGUCAGCAGCCUCAGCAAUCAGCCCGACGGGGGCGGCGGCGGCGGCGGGGGCCGGGAAGGGGCUGCCAGCGGGGACAGCAAUGGGGAGCUGAGCCCAGUGGAGCUCCUGCACUUCCAGCAGCAGCAGGCUCUCCAGGUGGCACGCCAGUUCCUGCUGCAGCAGGCCACGGGGCUGAGCUCCCCCAGCAGCAAUGAGGGCAAGCAGCCGGCGGUGCAGGUCCCCGUGUCCGUGGCCAUGAUGUCCCCACAGAUGAUCACACCACAGCAGAUGCAGCAGAUCCUGUCCCCGCCCCAGCUACAGGCCCUCCUGCAGCAGCAGCAGGCAAUAAUGCUGCAGCAGUUGCAGGAAUACUACAAGAAGCAACAGGAGCAGCUUCACCUGCAGCUAUUGACACAACAGCAAGCCGGAAAGCAGCAACCCAAAGAGCAGCCGUUAGGGAACAAGCAGCUGGCGUUCCAGCAGCAGCUCCUGCAGAUGCAGCAGCUCCAGCAGCAGCACCUGUUAAACCUGCAGCGCCAGGGGCUGGUGAGCCUCCCGCCGGGCCAGGGCACCGUGCCCCUGCAGAGCCUCCCCCAAGCUGUGUGCCCCUCAGACCUGCAGCAGCUCUGGAAGGAGGUCACCGCCGCCCAGCCUGUCGAAGACAGCAUCAAACAAGAGGGUCUCGACCUCACCACCAACACCUCCAACUCUACCUCGUUUUCGGCCGCCAAGGUCUCGCCUCCCAUUUCCCACCACCCUCUGCCCAAUGGGCAGAGCACCAUGCACACGCCGAGAAGGGACAGCUCUUCCCACGAAGAGACCCCUGGCUCUCACCCUCUCUAUGGCCACGGAGAGUGCAAGUGGCCUGGCUGCGAAACCCUCUGUGAGGACUUGGGACAGUUUGUCAAACACCUCAAUACAGAACACGCACUUGAUGACCGAAGCACAGCCCAGUGUCGAGUUCAGAUGCAAGUGGUACAGCAGCUGGAGAUACAGCUGGCAAAGGAGAGUGAGCGCCUGCAGGCCAUGAUGGCCCACCUCCACAUGAGACCUUCAGAGCCAAAGCCUUUCAGCCAACCUCUGAACCUGGUCUCGAGUGCUACCCUCUCCAAGAGCACCUCGGACACGUUCCCCGACGGUUUACCUCAUCCCCCCACCUCUGCCACGGCCCCCAUCACCCCGCUGCGGCAGGGCCCCUCCGUCAUCAGCUCUUCCACGUUACACAGCGUGGGGCCCAUCCGCAGGAGGAACUCGGAGAAGUUCUGCACCCCGAUAUCUUCAGAGCUUGCACAGAACCACGAGUUUUACAAGAAUGCAGACGUCCGGCCGCCCUUCACGUACGCCUCGCUCAUCCGGCAGGCCAUCCUGGAGACCCCCGACAGGCAGCUGACGCUGAAUGAGAUCUACAACUGGUUCACCAGGAUGUUCGCCUACUUCAGGAGGAACACGGCCACGUGGAAGAACGCUGUCCGCCACAACCUGAGCCUGCACAAGUGCUUCGUGCGCGUGGAGAACGUCAAGGGCGCCGUGUGGACCGUGGAUGAGCACGAGUACCAAAAGCGAAGGCCACCAAAGAUGACAGGGAGUCCGACUUUAGUCAAAAACAUGAUUUCGGGACUCGGUUACGGAGCACUUAAUGCAAGCUACCAGGCAGCGCUGGCAGAGAGCAGCUUCCCUCUGCUCAACAGCCCCACCAUGAUCAACACGAGCUCUGCCAGUGGGAUGCUGCACGUGGGCCAUGACGACGUCAGCAGCACAGUGGAGCAAGUCAACAGCAACGGCAGCAGCAGCCCGCGCCUGUCCCCGCAGCAGUACAGCAGCCACCCCGUGCACGUGAAGGAGGAACCAGCUGAGGCUGAGGACGACAGCCGGCCCGUCUCGCUGCUGGCCACCGCCACCCAGAAUGUGACAAUUCCUGACGACAGGGACCUGGAGGAGGAGCUGCCGGUGGAAGACUUGUCCUAAGGACCUCGAG
Molecule: messenger RNA, 2220 nt
Organism: Lagopus muta (rock ptarmigan)
Lineage: Eukaryota; Metazoa; Chordata; Aves; Galliformes; Phasianidae
Gene: FOXP4
Product: forkhead box P4
Exons: 17
Coding region: 210-2210 (666 amino acids)
Biological process (GO): regulation of transcription by RNA polymerase II
Cellular component (GO): nucleus
Molecular function (GO): DNA-binding transcription repressor activity, RNA polymerase II-specific; RNA polymerase II cis-regulatory region sequence-specific DNA binding
Source: RefSeq, a predicted model, not a curated record